Molecule: messenger RNA, 528 nt
Organism: Laccaria bicolor S238N-H82
Lineage: Eukaryota; Fungi; Basidiomycota; Agaricomycetes; Agaricales; Hydnangiaceae
Exons: 7
Coding region: 1-528 (175 amino acids)
Source: RefSeq, a predicted model, not a curated record
AUGGCGUUCAAGGAUCGAAGUGGACAAGUCACAAAACGGACCUGCCAAAUCACAGUUUGGAUCACACUUUUUGGCGGGUGGGAGAGUCGACUUGUUCUGGAAUCUGACGCUGUUUACGUGUGGCACAAGCUAUUUCCAGCAUCAAGGAACCACCUCUCAAGUUUUGGGAAUAUGGCACCCAACCGUUCAAAGUCGGCGUGCGGUUCUGUGGGAAAUAAGGUCUAUUGCCAGAAAUUGAGGCUCACAGUCGGUGUUUGGUUUUGCGGCGAAAUAAGGUCUAUUAUCAGAAAUUGGGGCUUACAGUCGGUGUUUGGUUCUGCAGAGCAUCAAGGUCUCUUACCCCAGAAAUUGAGGUUCACAGGAACAACCUCCCGAGUUUGCGAAACAUAUCGCCUCAUCAUUCAAAGUCGGUGUUCGGUUCUGCAGAGCAAUAAGGUCUCUUACCAGAAAUUGAGGCUCGCAAAAACAACCUCCCGAGUUUGCGAAACCUGGCGCCCAACCGUUCAAUUUCAGUGUUUGGUUCUGUAG